Drosophila kikkawai is the source of this 1085-nucleotide messenger RNA. Its product is annotated as very long chain fatty acid elongase F. Gene Ontology annotation, cellular component: endoplasmic reticulum membrane. The record is from RefSeq and is a predicted model, not a curated record. Lineage: Eukaryota; Metazoa; Arthropoda; Insecta; Diptera; Drosophilidae. Gene Ontology annotation, molecular function: fatty acid elongase activity. Gene Ontology annotation, biological process: fatty acid elongation, polyunsaturated fatty acid; fatty acid elongation, saturated fatty acid; fatty acid elongation, monounsaturated fatty acid.
UUAAAAACAGUCACAAAGCGCUCCUCAGACCACAAGCAACAAGCCGAGCAAUGCAAGCGUUUUUCCAAAGGGUUCUUCCACAGGCGGAUCCCAAUCCCAUAGUGCUGGCUGAUUCACCAUGGCCCAUUCUCACCAUAUUGGCUGUAUAUCUGUUGUUCGUGCUUAAACUGGGCAAGAUCUUCAUGGAAAACCGAAAGCCCUAUGACCUGAAGCGAGUCUUGAUGUUCUACAACCUAUUCCAGGUGGCCUACAAUGGUCUCUACUUUGGAGGAAUCUUUUACUACAUGUUCAUCAAGCAGAUCUGUAACCUGCGCUGCCUGGAGACCUUUCCGCAGGAUCAUGAGCACAAGCAGGUGGAACGGAUCUUCCAUGCCGCCUAUCUCCUGAACAAGGUGCUCGAUCUAAUGGACACCGUGUUCUUUAUCCUGCGAAAGAGCUAUAAGCAAGUCACCUUCCUGCAUAUCUAUCACCAUGUCCUAGUGGCCUUUGCUGGCUUUGCUUUAACCCGAACCUAUGGCACUGGUGGCCACCUCAACAGCCUCGCCCUGCUCAAUACCAUGGUGCACAUGAUCAUGUACUUCUACUACUUCCUCUCCUCGCAGUAUCCCUCCGUUAAGGGCAGCAUCUGGUGGAAAAAGUACAUCACCUUGACGCAGUUAAUCCAGUUCACACUGCUCCUUGCCUAUGGGAUAUAUGUGCGAUUCUUCUCGCCCAAUUGUGGCGUCCCGCAUGGCGUCCUCUAUGUGACCAUGCUGCAGGCCGUCAUUUUUAUAUAUCUGUUUGGAACGUUCUAUAUCCAAACCUACUUGCAGACGUCCAAGUCUUCUUUAAAUAAUCGAAAGUCUGAGGUGAAGCAAUCAUAGGUCUAGAGUUUACCAAGUGCUCCUCGAAAGCCUCGGAUAUAUAUGUAUUUAUGCGCAUAUCCAAUGAGAUUACCUAAAAAAAUUGCCAUGACGUAAGGGUCUGAAUGUGACUUUGUAGAGGCCAAUUUGAAGUAAUGAUAAAAUGCAUAAAUAACAAGUAGUUUUUGGUAAUAAGAAAUCCAUAAAAAAAUUGAAUUAAAAUGUAAUAAAUAAAGUGUAAAA